This is a messenger RNA of Epinephelus lanceolatus (giant grouper), 2990 nucleotides long. It is a transcript of the gene pgm3, whose product is annotated as phosphoglucomutase 3. Gene Ontology annotation, biological process: carbohydrate metabolic process; hemopoiesis; UDP-N-acetylglucosamine biosynthetic process. Lineage: Eukaryota; Metazoa; Chordata; Actinopteri; Perciformes; Serranidae. Gene Ontology annotation, molecular function: magnesium ion binding; phosphoacetylglucosamine mutase activity. The record is from RefSeq and is a predicted model, not a curated record.
CGGAACUGCAGCCACGUCGUCAAGGAGAGGCGGAACCGGUAGAAACAGGAAGCGUCUCAUGACACUUCACUGCUGAACAUCCAGAAAACAAAACAUGAUGGCCCACUUUCAGGAGGUAUCAAAGCAGUCCACUCUGCACCCGAAGCCUUCAGGCUUGGUUCUGCAGUAUGGUACCGCUGGUUUCAGGACUAACGCCAAACAGCUGGACCACAUCAUGUUCAGGAUGGGACUGCUGGCCACUCUGCGUUCCAAGAAGACCAAAGCCACUAUCGGAGUCAUGGUCACAGCGUCGCACAACCCUGAGGAGGACAAUGGGGUGAAGCUGGUUGACCCAAUGGGGGAGAUGGUGACGCCGACAUGGGAGGGCUACGCCACCCAGCUGGCCAAUGCUGAGCAGGAGGAUCUGCUCGCUGCACUGAAGGACAUCAUCGAGAAGGAGGCCAUAAACAUGAGCCAGGAGGCAAAUGUGUUUGUUGGCAAAGACACAAGGAGCAGCAGUGCCAGCCUCUCACAGGCAGUACUGGAUGGAGUCUCUGCACUCAGUGGCCACAGCAAAGACUACGGCUUGGUGACCACCCCACAGCUCCACUACAUGGUCUGCUGUAAGAACACAAGCGGUAAAUACGGAGAAGCCACAGUGGAGGGAUACUAUAAGAAACUCUGCCAAGCCUUCAUUCAGCUCACAAAGAAUGCAUCCAACUGUACAGAUGACCAGAAGCACCUCUCAGUGGACGGCGCCAAUGGUAUCGGGGCUCUAAAGGUGCGGGAGAUGGAGAGUCACCUGAAGGGGGAGCUGCACAUAUCGCUGUUCAACGACGGGAGCACUGGAAAGCUCAACCACCAGUGUGGAGCUGACUUUGUCAAAGUGCAGCAGAAACCUCCAACAGGCAUUAAGAUGAACCCAGGGGAGCGCUGCUGUUCCUUCGACGGCGACGCCGACCGAAUCGUUUACUACUACACUGACUCUGAAGGACACUUUCACCUGCUGGACGGAGAUAAAAUCGCCACUCUCAUCAGCACUUUCCUUAAAGAGCUGCUCACACAAGCUGGUCUAGACUUGAAGAUAGCAGUGGUGCAAACUGCUUAUGCUAAUGGAAGCUCAACAAAGUACUUGGAAGACACCAUGAAGGUGAUAGUGAGGUGCACCAAAACUGGAGUGAAGCACCUUCAUCAUGCAGCCCAGGAGUUCGACAUUGGCGUGUACUUCGAGGCCAACGGUCACGGAACUGUGUUGCUCAGUAAAGCAGCUGAGGAGAAGAUCCAGCAGCUGGCUGAGAACUCCAGCACCAACGAGGAGAAGAAGACAGCAGCUCUCCUGCUGCAGAACACCAUGAACGUCAUCAACCAGACUGUAGGUGAUGCCAUCUCUGACAUGCUGCUGAUCGAGGCCAUAAUGGCCAUUAAGGGUAUGACUGUCCAACAGUGGGACGCCAUCUACAGCGACCUGCCAAACAGGCAGCUUAAAGUCAAGGUGUCGGACCGCAGGGUGAUAGACACGACAGACGCAGAGAGGCGAGCAGUGAGCCCGGCAGGACUGCAAGAGGCCAUCGACAGUCUGGUGAAGAAGUACAAACAGGCCCGCUCCUUUGUGAGACCCUCCGGCACAGAGGACGUGGUGAGAGUUUACGCCGAGGCAGAGACACAGGAGAGCGCCGAUGCCCUUGCACAUGAAGUCAGCCUUGCAGUGUAUCGUCUCGCAGGGGGAGUGGGGGACGAGCCCAAACCAUUGCACUAGAAACACCCAGAAUCACACUUUGACUAAUCAGUCGGUGCUUUUAGAACACAAUCCCAGCAGACGACAUCAAUCUCUGAAGUAAUUUAUCACAAUUGCUUCUUCACGGUGAGAUGUCAAAUUCUAUUGUACGGUUAAUUGCACUUGGUACUUCACUGUUGUUUUCUACUUCUUUAUAUUUGUCUGUCAGUGUGAGGAUGUGAUACAGCAGGGGGGAGACAAUGAAGGGAGUUUAUGACACUUUAAGUCAUACUACUCAUGGCUUGUUAUUGCAUCUCAGUUGUCUUCGCACACACAUAAAGAAGGUUUUAAAGGAAUACGUCAUCCCGGAAAUGACUAUUUGUACAUCAAUUGCUUACCCCGUGUUAUGUUGAAUUUGUGAAGAAGACUUCGAUUUUCUUGCAUGUCUUAAUGGUGAACGAAGGAACCAAAACCAGAGAAAAUUCUUAAUAAACUGAAGUCAUUGGGGUCCACGUUUAACAACAGCUAAACUAUAUCAAAUCGUAUGUUUACAAACUCGUAUACUCAGUGCUUCACAAACAGAAAACCCUCUCUGACGGGGUACUCAACUAAAUGUGAAACUAAUCCACGCUCUCUUCAAAGCCAGACUCCAUUGACAAAAACAGCAGUUUUACCUCACUGAACACAGGAGCUGCUGGUCUACCUCUGCCUCCAUCUGUAGUAUGUUUGUGUUAUUGUGUGAGUUUGGUGAAUCCGAAAUAAUCCUUUAAAACACCAAAGUUUCACAAUAACAACAAGCAAGCUAACUGAUCAAGGCAGAGGUAGACUAGCAGUUUUUGUCAAUGGAGUCUGGUUUUGAAGAGAGGAUAGAUAAGUUUGACAUCAAGUUCAAUUCCCCGUCAGUUUGUAAACAGAUGUUUGAUAUAGUAUUGCUGUUGUUAAAUAUGGUCCUCUUUGACUUCAAUUCAUCAGGAAUUUUCUGAGUUUUGGAUUCUUCACUCACCGUGGAGGCAUGUUAGGAAAAACAAAGUUUUCUUUACAAAUUCAAUGUAACAUGGGGUGAGUAAUAGAUAUAUAAAAGAUCAUUUGGGUGGUGAAGUAUUCCUUUAAUGGUUUCAAUCAACUUCUCAUUUAUCGUCUACGAAAUGGAAUCUUUUUUUAACCAGUUAGUGUAAUUUCUUACUUUUUUGAAACAGCGAAAUCACAAGUUUACAUGAGGGGAGUUGUAGCAGUUGUUUUUCCCUUGAAUCUGUCGGAAAGCCUUUGCUACUUUGGUUUGAAUAAAUAAUCAAAAAGA